AUGUCACCCCUGUUCACUAUUUUGAUCACACCAGAGAAAAAAGCGGAACCACUAGAAGUCCUGAUAGACUCAGGCGCUACCUCAUCCUUUCUCCACCCCCGUACCGCGGAAGCACUCCGCCUCCCACUCAUAGACCUCCCUUAUCCCCGCACUGUAACUAUGCUUGAUGGGUCAAGCCCCCAGGCUGGUAAAAUUUGGAAGAAGGCUAACCUAACCUUCUCCUUUGAUGGCAAACGUAUGACCAAGACCUUCUUGAUUUGCAACACAGGGUCCCACGCUGCCAUCUUAGGAUUGAAAUGGUUAGAUGCCCACAAUCCAGAGAUUGAUUGGAAUCAACGCACCCUCUCCUUUCCCCAUGCACCACCAGAACACGUAGCCAUCGCUGAAGAGGAGGAAGCCAAUCAAAACCCCCUUGAAGGAGUCCCUUCCAAGUACCAUCAAUACGCCAAGGUAUUUGGAGAGGAAGAAUUCAACAAACUUCCCCCGCACCGGCAUUAUGACAUUGGGAUUGAACUAACAGAAGAAGGCCCCUUGAACUCUCCACUGUACAGCAUGACUGACGCCAAAUCCGCCACGCUCAAAGAUUGGCUCAGAGAUGAACUCAAGGCAGGCAAGAUCUGUCCCAGCAAAUCCUCAAUUAGCUCCCCCGUCAUGUUUGUUCCCAAGAAGGAUGGCUCCCGCCGCUUGGUAGUUGACUACCGCCGCCUAAACAACCGGACAAAGAAAAACGUUUACCCCCUUCCCCGUCCAGACGACCUCAUGGCCCAGCUCCGUGGUGCCAAGGUCUUCAUUAAACUAGACCUACGUUGGGGAUAUAACAAUGUCCGGGUAAAAGAAGGCGACAAAUGGAAGACUGCUUUCCGUACUAAGUACGGCCUGUACAAAUCCCUAGUCAUGACCUUUGGCCUAACCAACGCUCCCGCCGCCUUCCAACAUUUUAUGAACAAGUUAUUCAAAGACCUGUUAGACGUUUGCGUCAUCAUUUACCUUGAUGACAUCCUGAUCUACUCCAAGGAUGAUGAGGUCCAAUCGUUCCUAGGAUUUGCCAAUUUCCUCCGUCGAUUUGUUGCCAAUUUUAGCCACAUGGCCAGGCCAUUGCAUAAUCUGGUCAAGAAGGAUACGCCCUGGAAUUGGGGUAACAAAGAACAGGAAGCCUUCCAAGGACUAAAGGACGCCAUCACCAAUGCACCCGUACUCUGCCACGCCAAUCCAACCAAACCCUACUUCCUUGAGACAGACGCCUCAGGAGCUGCCCUGGGAUCCAUACUAAGCCAACGCCAGGAAGACAGCCGGUUACACCCACUUGGUUUCUUGUCUGAGUCAUUUAAAGGAGCGGAGCAGAACUAUGAUACACAUGACAAGGAGCUGCUAGCAAUCAUCCGCUCGUUUGAGUACUGGCGUAUCUUCCUGGAAGGAACCCUGCAUCCCAUCACUGUGUUCACCAACCAUAGGAACUUAGAAUAUUGGAAAGAAUCUAGAACGUUCAACCGCCGCCACGCACAAUGGCACCUCCUCCUGGCCGGUUACAACUUCCAAAUUGUGUACAGACCUGGGAAACAGUCAGGGAAGCCAGAUGCCCUAUUGCGACAAUCAGACCAUGCCAAUAUUCCACCAGAACCCCAGUCCAUGUUGCCAGAACCAGUAUUUGCUAACGUUGCCCUGGUGACCCCUGAGAAGGAGCUACAACGCCAAAUUGAGUCCUCCCUAGAUCAAGACGAAUCCCUGGAGGAAAUCCUACAGUUCCUACAAAACAAGUCCAAGGCACCACCCUCCAUUAAACGCGCAUUCAAAGAUUACAAAAUGGAGGCCGGCCUGCUAUUUUACCAAGGACAAAUUGUAGUACCAGACGUAGGGACCCUAAGGACAGACCUACUUUGGAUCUUCCACAAUAGCCCAUUGGCGGGUCACCCAGGCAGACAAAGGACCCUAGAGUUGGUAUCCAGAACUUACUACUGGCCCGGCAUCCGUGCCAACACAUACUGGCACGUUGACUCAUGCAAAAUCUGCCAACGGAUCCGGAAACCUAAGUACGCGUCUAUACCACCUCAGCCCCUGGAACUUCCAUCACGCCCUUGGCAACACAUAUUGUACAACAUGAUAGUAGACUUACCAAAGGAUGGAAGCAACAACUCUAUACUGGUUAUUGUGGAUAGCUUCACCAAAUACGUUAUCUUGGUAGAAUGCUCCAAAAAACUCAAGGCCCCGGAACUGGCAGAUCUAUUCCUACGCCACAUUUGGAAACAUUACGGCAUGCCCAAGAAAACAGUGUUGGACCGCGGACAAGUCUUCAACAAUAAGUUCCUGAAGGCCUUGUACCAACGCCUGGGAAUAGACCCCCACUUCUCCUUGGCCUACCACCCUCAAAGUGAUGGACAGACGGAACGCGUAAACCCCACGGUUGAACACUUCUUGAGGGCUUACUCAGGGACAAACCAGAAGGAUUGGGUCAAGUGGUUACCAAUGGCGGAGUUUGCCUACAACAACGCAGUACACAGUUUGACAGGCAAAUCCCUGUUCAAGGCACUGUACGGUUGGGAACCCUCCUUGACCCCAAGUUACGUACCAACAGACGUCCCUGAGGCAGAUAACCUGGCAACCCAGAUGGAAGCACAGUGGCAGGAAAUAGAGUCCGCGCUCCGGCAAUCAAAGACACGCAUGGUAGCCGGGGAAACAGGAGAACCACUCAAGUUUGAAAUAGGGGAAGAAGCCUGGCUAGACGCCAAAAACGUGAAACUGAAAACCCUUAGUCCCAAACUAACCAAACAACAGUUGGGACCCUUCAAAAUAACCAAGAAAAUCUCCAAUCGGGCGUACCAUCUAGAGCUCCUGCCAACAAUCAGAAUCCACAAUGUCUUCUAUGUGGGACUACUGUCCAAAGUAAAAAGGGACAAAAAGCAUAGCUUCGAAAACCGCCCUCAACCAGUCACCAUAGAUGGAGAGGAAGAAUACGAGGUAGAAGGGAUCACGGACGCAGAAGAGAGAGAAGGGAAAUGGUUCUUCCGGGUCAAAUGGAAGGGGUACGGCUUGGAGGAAAACACGUGGGAACCCCAAGAAAACCUAAAAAACGCGGGAAAAAUCUUGAAAAAAUAUGAGGAGGACAUGAAAAGAAAGGCCCUCGGCGCUGCCAAGGCCCUUAGAGGGGGGGCAGUGUCAUAG
Rhizoctonia solani is the source of this 3156-nucleotide messenger RNA. Its product is annotated as Retrotransposable element Tf2 protein. The transcript is spliced from 2 exons. Gene Ontology annotation, biological process: DNA integration. Bases 1 to 3156 code for a protein of 1051 amino acids. The record is from RefSeq and is a predicted model, not a curated record. Lineage: Eukaryota; Fungi; Basidiomycota; Agaricomycetes; Cantharellales; Ceratobasidiaceae. Gene Ontology annotation, molecular function: nucleic acid binding.